CACAUCGGCUGUAACUCCUCAGCUGCCCACGGUACUAUCUGGAUGCAGGAGAUCCUUCCGUUGCUGCUUAAUGGAGGAGAUCUGACUCCAAUCCAGACUGUUGUAAACUGGGACCGGGUCCCAUGGCUGGAAGAGAAAAGAUUGGCUGAGGUUGCAGAUAAGCUGACAUCUCCACGUGCUCUGGUCACACAUUUUCCCUACAGCCUCAUGCCCCCUUCAUUCCACACCUCCAAAGCCAAGGCGAUCUAUGUGAUGAGGAACCCAAAGGACAUCUUGGUGUCUUCAUACUACUUCCAUCAGAUGGCGACCUUUCUCGAGGAUCCAGGGACUUUUGAUGAGUUCUUGGAGAAGUUCCUGGAAGGCAGAGUGCUGUUUGGGAAGUGGACAGACCAUGUGAAGAGCUGGAGGCGUGCAGAGCUGGGAGACAGAAUUAUGUUCAUCACUUAUGAAGAAAUGGUUCAGGACCUGCCUGCAGCUUUAAGGCGUAUGUCAGACUUCUUGUGCCGUAAUCUGAGUGACGAAGCCGUUCUGAAGAUAGCAGAGCAUUGUUCUUUUAAGACUAUGAAAGCCAACAGAAUGUCCAACUUCAGCCUGGUUCCCAAAGAGUAUAUGGACAAUGACAAGUCUCCUUUCUUGAGGAAAGGGAUUAGUGGAGACUGGAAAAACCACUUCAGUCCAGAGCAACUGGCCCGGUUCACAUCGGUCAUUUUCAAAGAGCUGGAGGGUGAGAACUUCUCUCUGCCCUGGAGCCUGGAUUGACCAGCAAAGAACAAAAAGGGCUGUAUGGAGAUAAAGUUCAGGCCUGUACAUAACAGUCAUUUACAACUGGAGUUAAAUUCUCAAAACAAACACAAGUCUGCAGAAUCCUGCUGAUGUGUGUUUAUGUAUUUUAUUAUCUGUCUUCAGCAGGAUUCUAGAAACCUGCGUUUAAGUUCUCAGGACUGACAAAAUGCUAAAUUUAUCAGAUACCAGGAUCUAAACAUUGCAAUCAGACUUUUAUCGUUGCCAAUAAAAUAAAUACUGCUAAAACACUGAUCAUUUGGAUCUCUCACAUCUGUAAAUCUGUUGUAGGUUUAUGCUGUAUGAUCAGUAAAACAUCAGUUUGUGCUAAUUGCUACAUGACUACUCUGUAAGUACUUUCAGAUCUUUUGGUCUUUUGAGAGUACAAUGUAUGAAACACAUGACAUACUUUAUAAGAUAUGCCUAAUAAACUGGACAAAUAUAAAUGAACUGUCAUUUUGUUACUGAGAGGCAUCACAAAGCGACACUUCAAUGCAAAAAAGUUCAAUUUAUUUACUCUUGAAGAGGAAAGAAGAUAUUAGAAAAUAAGCUUUUGAUCAAAUGCCACUGUCCUGUUAUGUUUUGUUGU
Molecule: messenger RNA, 1369 nt
Organism: Melanotaenia boesemani (Boeseman's rainbowfish)
Lineage: Eukaryota; Metazoa; Chordata; Actinopteri; Atheriniformes; Melanotaeniidae
Product: sulfotransferase 2B1-like
Exons: 6
Coding region: 43-759 (238 amino acids)
Biological process (GO): sulfation
Cellular component (GO): cytoplasm
Molecular function (GO): sulfotransferase activity
Source: RefSeq, a predicted model, not a curated record